AUGAAAUGCUAUAAUGCAGAAUCUGAACUUCAAACAACAAUAAAUUCAAAAUAAUAUCCUUCUGAAAUAAAUAGUCCAAAAUUAGAGAGUCAGAUAUAGAAAAGAAAGAAAUGGAAGAGUGAUGAAAUGGCUAAAUAUUGUCCAAUUGAUAUACCAAAUGCAUUCUAAUAUGAUAAGGUUAAUGGACAGAAAUUUCAAUUAUUUUUAGAUGGAAAGUACUCUGCAAAUAAGUUGGUAAAGGAUAUGAAUGUAGUAACAAAGAGGAAAAGAUUAACCUAAUUGGAGUAAGAAUUCUAUAAAAAAAAGGAGGAGCAAUAAUUAAAAAAGGAAUUAGUUGAAAGAAGAUUUACAAAAGUAAGAACAUUGAUUAACUCUAACAUAAAAUUAAGAGAAGUAAAAAAAUAUAAUUUAUUAUUUUAAUUUAGUCUUUGAAGCUAGAAUCUAACUUGAAAGGAAGUAGAAUGUUCUCUUAAUUAAAUAACCAUAUAGUUGAUCAUAUAGCAAAGAUAAAAUCGAAAGAUUUAUUGACUGAUCGAAUAGAUGGAGUCAGAUAGCAUGAGACAGCAAAACUUUAUGAUUAUAGUAAAUCUGGAAUUAAGUUAAAAUUUAAUAAGAAAUAAAGACUCAUUAAAUCAUAAACAUAAUAUUGUUUAAAAUAAGCAGCUACUUUAGAAGUAUAAGAUCAUGUUGAAUAAUACUUUAAAUAAUAACAUGAAGCAAUAUAAUAAAUUGAAUUAAAAUAAAAACGUAAGGCCAAACUUAAAAUAAUCUCUGAUAGAAAACAUCGUAAGUAUUUUACAGAAUUUGAUAUCAAUAUGUAAAAUAGAAAAGCACCUCCUUCUAUCAAGGAUGUUAAACUUUUUAAAUAUAUUCAUGGUUAGAUGUUGAUAGAAAAGUUUUAGUAAAAAUAAGGAGAUUAAAAAGAGUAUUCUGAAAAUACUAUGAAAAAUAGAAAAAGUUAUCAUAUUCUUUCAAAUUUUGAAAAACCUUCAGAAUUAUACGCGUUUGAUGAUUGUGAUUAAUCUUUUGAAUCAAUGAAAGAGAUGAAAUUAUCCAAUCUCUAUGCUUAAAGUAUAGAAUUACAAUAGAAAUUGUUAUCAGAACGAAGAAUAGUAAAUCAAGUUCAAUAAUCAAAGUAAAUAGAUUAAACAACAAAUUAAAUUUAGAUUGUUAACAAAUAAAAACUAAAAUGA
Messenger RNA from Paramecium sonneborni, 1193 nucleotides. The record is from the annotation of a GenBank genome assembly. NCBI's taxonomy places the organism in Eukaryota, Ciliophora, Oligohymenophorea, Peniculida, Parameciidae.